AUGUUCUUUGUGCCCGAGCCUACUCUGAUGUCCGUCAUUGAUCCGUACUUACUACUACCUCUACAGCUGCUAUUUUAUGCUCUCUACCGUGUCGUUCGAACUAUUAUAUUUGUAGAAUCAGAUUUAUACACAUUGGCACGGAAGCUCAUCCAACAUGAGAGAACUGGAAAUGUGGAAUUUUUCAAUAUUUUAACACGGUACCGGCUGGAUUCCACAGAUAUUGCCCAAGACCAUGAUUUUCUAUUAUUCAACGAUGGUUUUGGGAUUCUUGACGAAUUAAUCGAACCAUGUUGGAUGAUCUAUACCAUAACAGAACGAUACGUGUACUUUGUUCGAAUACCGUACGAAUCAUCACAGUCCAUUUCUAAGACACCCCGUCUGACGGCACUUUGUCACAGCUCAGCUGAUCGGGUCGCCCGAAUGGAAAUCGGCGAAUUCGUCAGGGAAACAAAAUCGAGGAUUCCUUCGUCAAAAGGACGAGUUGUCAUGCUUCAUAGUUCACCCUGCAGCGGUGGCAGCAUGCUCGGCCGAUUGCUAAGCUCUGUCGACACGUCAGAAACUCGACUAGUUGUGCUCGGUGAACCGCCUGUAUUGAGUGCCUUAGCUGUUCUUGCUCAACUUUCAUCGAUCGAAACUAUGCGAUCGAUAACUUUUGCCGCUUUGCGGUUUUCAAUGCGAAAUAUAGAAAAAGAUCAGGUCGUCGUGAUGAAGGCCAGGUUAGUGUUUGUUAUUCUCUUAUCUUUUUCAUUUACUUAUUUGAUCAUUUAUUUAGUA
This is a messenger RNA of Ostertagia ostertagi, 774 nucleotides long. The record is from the annotation of a GenBank genome assembly. Lineage: Eukaryota; Metazoa; Nematoda; Chromadorea; Rhabditida; Trichostrongylidae.